AUGGAUCUGCUUCCUGAGGGAAAAAAGAAUACCGUACAGGUCUUGUAUGAAGAUCAGCAAAAGAUCAACGAAUUUUCGAAGCUUAUAAUGAGAAAAGACGCGAUCAACCAAGAAUUAGCACAUUAUAAACAAGAGAAGGGGUACCUUGAUGACGUCUCGUUAGAAAUAGAGCUCAUUGACGAGGACGAGCAGAUUCAGUAUAGAAUUGGAGAGGCUUUUGUCUUCAUGAAGCAAAGCGAAGUCGUUGAGCAGCUGGAAAAAGAUGCAGAGGCUCUUGACCAAAAGAUAGAAGAAUUGGAGGAUGCAGACUCUGAGAUCAGUUCUAGGACAAGUGAAUUAAAGACGGUGCUGUACGCCAAAUUUGGAGACAAUAUCAACCUAGAGCGUUAG
Lachancea thermotolerans CBS 6340 is the source of this 390-nucleotide messenger RNA. RefSeq names its product tubulin-binding prefolding complex subunit GIM3 (gene GIM3). The record is from RefSeq and is a predicted model, not a curated record. NCBI's taxonomy places the organism in Eukaryota, Fungi, Ascomycota, Saccharomycetes, Saccharomycetales, Saccharomycetaceae. Gene Ontology annotation, cellular component: prefoldin complex; cytoplasm. Bases 1 to 390 code for a protein of 129 amino acids. The transcript is spliced from 2 exons. Gene Ontology annotation, biological process: protein folding.